Molecule: messenger RNA, 657 nt
Organism: Penicillium taxi
Lineage: Eukaryota; Fungi; Ascomycota; Eurotiomycetes; Eurotiales; Aspergillaceae
Product: flavin-dependent quinone reductase
Exons: 1
Coding region: 1-657 (218 amino acids)
Cellular component (GO): cytosol
Molecular function (GO): oxidoreductase activity; FMN binding
Source: RefSeq, a predicted model, not a curated record
AUGGCCAAACGAAUCGCCAUUGUAACAAGCAGCACCCGCAGUCUUCGCAUCAACCCCACAAUAAGCCAAUACGUCUAUGACGUCUUAACGACAGACAAAUCGCUCCCAAUAAGCCCAACCCCCAACGACACAGAUGCCCGCCACGUAACAUUCUCAAUCCUGGAUCUAGCAGCCCAAUCUCUGCCCCUCUACGACGAAUCUGUAAUCCCAGCUAGCCUCCCACCCGCAGACCCUACGCCCCACUACAGCAAAGCGCACACGCGAGCCUGGUCUGCCGUUGUGCGCGAGUACGACGCCUUCAUCUUCGUCACACCGCAGUAUAAUUGGAGUAUACCGGCUAGUCUGAAGAAUGCGCUUGAUUAUCUCUACUUUGAGUGGAAGGGGAAGCCGGCUGCGAUUGUGUCGUAUGGAUCGCGAGGGGGUGGGAAAGCGGCUGAUCAUUUGAGAAGUGUGCUUACUGGGUUGAGGAUGCGGGUUGUUGAGACUGCGCCUGGUUUGCCAAUCAAAUUUACUGGGUUUCCGGUAGGAGGGUUAUCGGAGGUGCAAGAGAAGGUUGAGUUGGAUAGGAGAGAUGUCGAGGGGUGGAAGGAGGCUGGUGUAGAGGGGAUAAUGAGAAAUCUUGGGAUGGAGCUUGUAUGUGAGUUAGAUAAGGAGUAA